UAAAGAAGAAAUUCUAUUGUUUUAAAAUAUCACGUAUUUUCGACUGACAAAUUACUUGGCAACACUUAAUAAGAAUACAAUAGCUGACUCCAUCUUGAAAGUAAAGCGUUGUCAAGCUCAGGAGAAAAAUGGCUAAAGUAAAGGCACGUGAAUUGAGAGGAAAGAAAAAGGAGGAUCUUCUUAAACAAUUAGAAGAACUUAAGCAAGAAUUGGGAGCAUUGAGAGUUGCUAAAGUUACAGGUGGAGCUGCUUCAAAAUUGUCAAAAAUACGUGUGGUACGUAAAUCAAUUGCUAGAGUUCUGACUGUAAUUCAUCAGACACAGAAGGAAAAUCUCAGGAAAUAUUACAAGGGAAAGAAGUACAAACCUAGAGAUUUACGACCAAAGAAGACCAGGGCUAUGAGAAGAGCUCUCACCAAGCACGAGCAGUCCAUAAAAACAAAGAAGGAACUAAGAAAACUUAGAGUGUGGCCAAUGCGGAAAUAUGCAGUAAAGGCCUAAUUAAUCUAUGUAAAAAAAGUAGGAUUUGGUAUAAUAAAUAUACAUACCAAU
Centruroides sculpturatus (bark scorpion) is the source of this 551-nucleotide messenger RNA. It is a transcript of the gene RpL35, whose product is annotated as 60S ribosomal protein L35-like. The record is from RefSeq and is a predicted model, not a curated record. Gene Ontology annotation, cellular component: cytosolic large ribosomal subunit; ribosome. Bases 129 to 500 code for a protein of 123 amino acids. Gene Ontology annotation, biological process: maturation of LSU-rRNA from tricistronic rRNA transcript (SSU-rRNA, 5.8S rRNA, LSU-rRNA); translation. NCBI's taxonomy places the organism in Eukaryota, Metazoa, Arthropoda, Arachnida, Scorpiones, Buthidae. The transcript is spliced from 3 exons. Gene Ontology annotation, molecular function: structural constituent of ribosome; mRNA binding.